ACCCCCAGGGCAGAGCGAAGCAACAUGUCCCGCAGCCCCGCAGUGAGAACACAAAAUAGCUUGAGCACCCCCCACGACCAUAACCAGGAUCUCAGUGUCCAGAAUUGACCAGUCCAGGCGAACGUUGGCACGGGCAAUAUGAGCGGCAGCUUUCCCGGAAAAAGCUCUAUGGUACUGCCAAAAAUAGUUCCGCCCGUACCUCAGGAACAAAUCGCCCACCAACGCCAGGUACGAAUCCAACUCCACCCUCCGGUCGGGGUACACGGAACAAAUAACGUCCCGAAAUAUACCAAACGCCACCACGAACUGCCCAAAGGAAAGAUCCUUGUUCAGCCGAGGGUCAGCGGACUUAACCACCGCCGAAAACCCAUCCCCCGCCACCAGAGACUUAUCACACUCCGGGGACGGCAAAAUAAGACUCACCAGAUUAACAUCACCGCUGGCACAGACAGGGAAGCCAGAGCGGUAGUAAUAGUACCAGACACGCCGCCACCCGCCAUGCUCUCCACAGCCCGCAUCCUAGCCUCCAUGGCCUGCAUCGAGCCGGCGAGGGACUGCAGUGACGCGAGGAUGAGGCCGGAAUCCGAGGAGCCCCCCGGAACAGCCGUAUCAGCCGGCUGGCUGAGUGCCCCCGCAGCUCUCCUCUUCGCCGGGGCCCUGGCAGGCGGAUCCGCCUUCUUGGUCCGUUUCCGACCACGACCACUGGCAACCGGCGUGGCCACAGACGGGGCUGGCGACAGGCAGUCGCCAGCAGAGGAGCGCCCUCAAGCUCCGGUGAAAGCACGCCCGAGCCGCCACCGCCAUCCCGAAGCCGAAGACAUCCGGUCAGCCUCCCCGAAGUGA
Messenger RNA from Perca fluviatilis (European perch), 843 nucleotides. RefSeq lists its product as uncharacterized. NCBI's taxonomy places the organism in Eukaryota, Metazoa, Chordata, Actinopteri, Perciformes, Percidae. The record is from RefSeq and is a predicted model, not a curated record. The transcript has 2 exons. Bases 139 to 843 code for a protein of 234 amino acids.